Molecule: messenger RNA, 630 nt
Organism: Scomber japonicus (chub mackerel)
Lineage: Eukaryota; Metazoa; Chordata; Actinopteri; Scombriformes; Scombridae
Product: dual specificity protein phosphatase 19-like
Exons: 4
Coding region: 1-630 (209 amino acids)
Biological process (GO): protein dephosphorylation; regulation of MAP kinase activity
Cellular component (GO): cytoplasm
Molecular function (GO): JUN kinase phosphatase activity
Source: RefSeq, a predicted model, not a curated record
AUGCAGUCCCUGGCAGAGGAGAUCCAGAGUUUCUCUCGGACACGACUGAAGAAGCAGUGCACCCGUGUGACAUCCCUGAGCGGCCGCCGCAUCAUUGAGACUUGGAAGGGUUCUACGAUCACAGUGGUUGAAGACCCCGUCCCCACAGAGAGGAUGCUGGGAUAUGUCCCUGAUACUUCCUGGGAUGUGCAGGUUGGCAUGGUCAAGCCCUACCUGCUGCUGGGUUCUCAAGAUGCUGCACAUGACUUUGGCACUCUGAGAAAACACAAGGUGUCCCACAUUCUGAACGUGGCCUUUGGUGUGGAAAACGUGUUUCCUGACCUGUUCAUCUAUAAGACCGUCAGCAUUCUGGAUCAUCCCGACACUGAUCUGCUGCCUCACAUCCAGGACUGUUGUGACUUCAUCCAGCAGGCUCUCAGAGAGAAAGGUGUGGUGUUGGUCCACUGUAAUGCUGGUGUCUCACGGGCACCGGCAGUGGUCAUUGGCUACCUAAUGUCAUGUGACAACCAGUCCAUUGAUGAUGCCCUCUCGUUGGUCAAGUCAGCUCGUCCUGCCUCGUGCCCCAACCCCGGCUUCCUGGAACAACUGAGGAACUACAAAACACCAAUGAUGAAUGGAUCCAAACACUAA